Molecule: messenger RNA, 225 nt
Organism: Micromonas pusilla CCMP1545
Lineage: Eukaryota; Viridiplantae; Chlorophyta; Mamiellophyceae; Mamiellales; Mamiellaceae
Exons: 1
Coding region: 1-225 (74 amino acids)
Source: RefSeq, a predicted model, not a curated record
AUGUCCGGCCGGGUUCCCCUCAUGGGCAACCGCCGCGCGCUCGGCGAUAUCGGUAAUGCUCAGGCGGGCACUCGAGGUGCCGCGGGCAAGGAGGGCACCAAGUGCGUACCCUUUCCCACCCCACCGCGCGCCUUUUCCGGCGCAUCUCGCGGUCGUCGUUUCUCUCUGCUUAGGUCUUCUCGUGUUGUGAAACGCGAAUCGCGACGGGGGGACGCUCCUUUCUAA